AUGGAUAAUACUAUCAUGAAUUCAACACCAACUGAAUCUGAGGAUGACGAUACAUGGGCAAAUGAUAAAUGGAUGGUACCCUAUUUAUUUCUUUUGCUAAUUAUUGGAACAAUUGGAAAUAGUUUUGGUAUACUUCUAUUUCAAAAUUCUGCUAUGCGUAAAUAUUCAUGUUCAUUGUAUUUUUUAUUGAUGGCAAUAUUUGAUGAAUUAACUUUAUUUUGUUGGGUAGUAAAUCGAUUAUUCGGUGAAUUAUCUUAUACAUCAUUUUCUAAUCGUUCAACAAUAUUAUGUAAACUAUUUGUUGUUGUUUACUAUAGUUCAUCACAAGCAGCUGUUGGUAUGCUUGUAUUAGCUAUGUUUGAUCGAUUAUAUACAACAUUUAAAAUAGCACAUGGCUAUUUUGAUGUUCGAGUUCUUACUCGUCGACAACAUUUUCAAUAUAUUUGUUUAGGUGUUUUUUUCUCUAUACUUAUUGCAAUGAAUUCUCUAUUAUUUGGUUCACAAUUAUUUUUAUCACCGGAAGAUGAUAUAGAAUAUUGUCUUAUUAUUGAUCCGGAUAUAACUCAAAUUUAUUCAAUUAUUGAUUUAUGUAUUUAUGCUAUUGUACCUUGUAUAUGUAUGCUUAUAGGUGAUAUUCUUAUAUUAUAUUAUAUUCAAAAAGCAAGAGCUCGAGUUAUAACAAUUAAUAGUUCAAGUAAACGACGAGAAAAACAAUUAUCAAUUAUGCUUGUAAUUACUUCAAUGAUUUCAUUAUUUAUUGUUAGUCCAUAUAGUUUUUUGAAACUUCUUAUUAAUUUUUCAAUUAUUCUCGAUACUAAUAUUCGUACAUUAUAUACAUUGAAUGAUGCAUUUGGUCUGCUAUCAACAUGUACACAUGCUAUGCACUUUUAUCUCUUUCUAAUCAUUAGUAGUACUAUUCGUAAACAUUUUAAAAGUUUAUUACAGUCUCUUGUGACUAAUUGUAGUAAUGCAAGAAAUAUAAUUCAACCAGUUGUAAUAGCACCAAUAAAAACAACUAUGUCAUCUCAACCAACUGUACAUAUUAUUCAACGAACACCUUGUCAACAAUCGAUUCGAUGA
Messenger RNA from Adineta steineri, 1080 nucleotides. The record is from the annotation of a GenBank genome assembly. Lineage: Eukaryota; Metazoa; Rotifera; Eurotatoria; Adinetida; Adinetidae.